This is a messenger RNA of Microbotryum saponariae, 468 nucleotides long. Lineage: Eukaryota; Fungi; Basidiomycota; Microbotryomycetes; Microbotryales; Microbotryaceae. The record is from the annotation of a GenBank genome assembly.
AUGUGGCCUCCGCUAUCUCCUGAGAUGUUGGCAAAGUCGCUACGCGAGGGUGCGGAGUGGGACCGAGCUAACGCCGAAGCUGCUGCACGUGUCCAAGCAGAAAAGGAGGCGAUCAUCAACGCCCAACUCGACGCGGAGGAACCGCUCGUUCGCCACCAAUUUGCAGAGUGGGGUCAGGAAGAUGGACAACUGCGAUUCAUCAACAUUCGUGGCACCGGCUCCGGGUCGAACAAGAAGAUGAAGAGGUCGCAAACGGUGGCCGAUCUCAGCGAUCCGAGCGACGACCCGGUCAAUAUCAAGCGCGUUCUGAACAGGGUCAAAGGUCGAGCAGGAAAGGAGGUAGCGUGGCAGGCAACGUCCUCUUCAGAAGACGUUGACUACACGCGGAGGAGGGGAUCAGGCCGAAGGAAGGUCGACUGGGCGGGGGCAGGCGACCGAGGGACAACCGAGGAGGGGACGCGGUUGUGA